AUGUUUUUCUUUAUUUCCAUUGCUGGGCUGUUUGUAGCUUCAUGUGCUGCACAAGUGCAACAAAAUGGAGCUGUAGGUGAUACAGUUUGUCGAGAAUACAACACUUACUAUAAAAUACAAGGCAGUUGUGAUUCCUAUGUCGAAUGUAACGCAUACAAGGCAACAUACAAGACUUGCCCUGAUGGUCUUUACUUCAUCCGCGAUGUAGAAUGGCCGACAUACCCUUGCGCGUAUCCGUCAGAUGCGCAAUGCGACGCCCAAGACGCGCCCCAGAAAGCUAUGCCAACAGAAGAUUGCAAACACCAAUACGGUUUCUUCGCGUCGCCAUUAGCUACACGCUCCGAUUGUGGCAAAUACCGCAUGUGUGUGGAGGGCAAAGCAUUCGAAAUGGAGUGCUCAAUGGGUCUUGCCUUCAAUCCUGAGACCGGUCGCUGCGACUGGCCUGAUCUCGUCCCCACUUGUGACGCAGAGGCAUACCUCGGUUUCAAAUGCCCUCCGGCUACGUACGACGAGUUCGGCAAAGCGUAUGUUGUGAACUUCAGCAUUAAGGGCAGCUGCUACUACUUCUUCUCGUGCAUGGAGGGCGUAGCGCGUCUGCUGCUCUGCGAUGAAGGAUACGCUUUCGACUCAACCGUCAACCGCUGCAUGGACGCUAGGCGUGUGCAGUGCCAGGAAGGACAAUGA
Messenger RNA from Parnassius mnemosyne (clouded apollo), 684 nucleotides. NCBI's taxonomy places the organism in Eukaryota, Metazoa, Arthropoda, Insecta, Lepidoptera, Papilionidae. The record is from the annotation of a GenBank genome assembly.